AUGAUUUGUUACUUAUUUUACAACAAAGUGGAUACUUUGUUUCUUAUUCUCUUUCUAUAUAUUCUGUUCAAUGGAGAUGAUAUAAUAGAGGAUCAGGAUUCAGAAUAUUUAUAUCGGGUGCCGUAUCCCAUAAGGAAAAAUUCGAACAACGAAAGUUGGAUAAAAUCUGAAAAUAUUGCUAUAGUUAUUGUGCUGGCAGAGGGUGUCAAACGGGAAUAUUAUAAAAUUGCUAUUAACAGCGUUGAAUGUUAUACAAAAGCACACGGAUACCAAUUUAUACUCACUCAUGACAAUGUUUGGGGAUGCGAUUAUUUGAAGGAUAAAUUCUUCCGCCGCCACUGUGUCAUCUCAAAAAUCCUCCCAAAAUAUGAAGCAGUACUUCAUUUGGAUGCAGAUAUUGGAGUGGUGAAUCAAAAAAGAAAACUCCAAGAAUAUAUGGACCCUCAAUUCGAUCUGAUAUUUCACGAUCGUCAUUUCUCACCGGAAAUAGGAAUGGCUUCUUAUAUCGCCAGGAAUACUCAAUAUGGACUAGAUUUGAUCACAGAGUUUUCGAACUAUGAGAAAAAGCUACCGGAGGGUAGUUUUCAUGGGACGGAUAAUGGGGCGAUUCACAUGUUUCUUGCCGAAAAAUUGUUUCCCCACAACUUGAUUGAGCUGGAAUUGUGUCGUCGAGCAUGGAGGAAUUCUCAGAAUGUGGCUGAUCAAUUUGCAUAUACUUCAUGUAUUCGAAGUCUUUUUGGGGCGAACACUGAUUUUGGAAAAGUUCGGAUUCUGAGAAAGGGCACCGGCUAUGUCCGGGACGACUGGCUAACCGGUGGAAUCUGGAGUCCUGACCGGGACUUUAUGCUUCAUGGCCUAAAAACAGAUCAUCUCAAAAAAUUACCUUGCGGUCCGCUAAGGGUGUCUCCGAUGAGUCAAACAACAUGGUACAGUCCAUUCGAAGGAGAUUUUGAUAUGGAGAGAUGUGUGUUGGGGUGA
Caenorhabditis remanei is the source of this 978-nucleotide messenger RNA. RefSeq lists its product as uncharacterized. NCBI's taxonomy places the organism in Eukaryota, Metazoa, Nematoda, Chromadorea, Rhabditida, Rhabditidae. The record is from RefSeq and is a predicted model, not a curated record. The coding region runs from base 1 to 978 and encodes 325 amino acids. The transcript has 7 exons.